UGUGGGAAUAGGAAGUGCGUGACAGUCGAUUCAAAACAAAACACAUCACAACUUAACAACAGCGACAGCGACAGCGAAAGCCUAGCAACGGAUCAUUCUAACCCUCGUAGAAAGAAUAAAGUAUCAGCUUAGACGGGAUCCGAAACGGAACAAAACGGAUCAGAUCAGAUCGGAUCGGGACAUUCGAUGUGCAGUGAAGUCAAGUGGAAAAUAGCCAGGAAUAAUUAAUUUUGUAUAACGACAAGUUUACUGCCGUUUAAUGCACAGAGCCGCCUAGUUGUUAAAUUCAACUAUUAUUUUUAUGAUAUAUGAAAAUCAGAACAAAUUAAUACGCUGCAGGGGCCAUGCAAAUUGAUCCCCCUGAUCGGUAACGGCAUAGGAAUCGGAAUUUUAAUCUGAAUCAAUCUCAAUCAAAAAGCUGGAUCGGCAGACCUGUUAAUAGUUUAAUUUGCGGCCAUAAAUAAUAACACAAAGAUUAAUUGAUUUUCGUCAUAAAUCAGUAAAUAACCAAUCAAUUUCCAAGCGGUUGCGAUAUCCAUACCGAAACCGCCCCCCGCCCGAUCCAAAGCAAAGCAAAGCCGUUCCUUUCCUUUCCAUCAAGUGCAAUCAGUAUAAGAAAAGUAACAUAAAUCCGGUCGGUCAGAGACACAUUUUCAAAGUGCUGAAAUGAAACUAUUUACCAACAAAAACCAGCGCAAUGCAAAGCUGCUGCGAUGUGCUGCACUCGGAAUGACCCUGUUGUUCUUUGGGUCGCUCAUUCUGGUAUCGGACCCGGUGCAGAGUAUCUUGGAUGUGCAAUUGAACCUGAAGCCCGGCAGUUUGCUCUACCUUUUGUGGCUCGAUCCCCCCAUCGAUGUGUACAUCAAUGUCUACAUGUUCAACUAUACCAAUGUGGACGCCUUCACGGACGGCAUCGACACCAAGCUGAAGCUCGAUGAGGUCGGCCCAUAUGUGUACAAGGAGGUGCUCACGAACCACAACAUAACCCUGAACGAGGCCAACAACACGAUAUCCUAUUCGCCGCGACGUGAGUACAUCUUUGUGCCGGAGCGAUCCGUGGGCGAUCCGAAGGUCGAUCACAUUCGAGCACCCAACAUUCCCUUGAUGGGAGUGACCACCCUGGCCUCCAGCCUCUCGGUGUUUGCCUCGCUCGGGUUAAGUGCUGUUGCCAAGCGUCUGAACGCUCAACCUAUGCUGGAGAUGAGUGUCCACGAGUACAUGUGGGGCUACGAAGAUCAUUUGGUCGAGCUGGCUGCCAAGUUUGUCCCCAGUUGGAUUGAUUUCGCCAGCUUCGGCAUCAUGGAAAAGCUUUUCCGUGAGGGAAACGAGAGCAAUGUGGUCAAUAUGAAUUUGCCAGAGCUCAAGGAUAAAUAUGGCGUUAAGCUACCCGGCUCUCCGCGUGGCUAUACGCUGGACAGCAUCAAUGGAGAACGCGGAUUCACGCGCUGGGAGUACGAUGAGCAGACCAAUGGGACGAUGUGCAAUCGCAUUUGGGGCAGCCACGAUGCCACUCUCUUCCCGCGUGAUAUAAACGAGAAGGACGCCUUCUAUCUGUAUCGCCGAACCUUCUGCCGUAAGCUGCCGCUGAAGUUCAAUAGCACCCGGACGUACAACGGCAUCGAUGGGUACGAGUUUGUGAUGGAGCCGGAUGUCUUCGACAGUGAGCUGGGAAACCCAAAUUCCUCGUGCUUCUGCAAGAACAAUCGCUGCCUAAAGAAGGGCGUCGGCAGCGUCUCGCCUUGCUACUACAACAUUCCACUGGCCAUCACCUAUCCUCAUUUCAUGCAUGGCGAUCCUAGCCUUCUGGAACCAUUCGAGGGUCUCCAACCGGACGAGUCCCGCUUCAGCUCUGUCUUCGUGGUGCAACCACAACUGGGAGCUCCCAUGCAGGGCACACAUCUGCGACUGCAGGCCAAUCAGGUGGUGGGUAAAGUGAACUUCAACAGCCUAAUGGAACCCUUCGAGGAUAUGGUGCUGCCGCUGCUAUGGGUCGAUCUCAACAUCGAUGUGCUCUCCUUCAGCCUGCGGAUGCUCAUUCAUGGAAUCAAAUGGGGCUUCCAUCUGCUCCAGUGGACCGCCGCCCUGGGAAUGCUGCUGGCCGGCGUUUACCAAUUGUGUUCGGCUCUAAUGGUUUGCUUCUGGCCCUCAGUCCACCAGCAGCAGUUCCUGAAGGUGGAGCAGGCCGAGAAGGGAGGUCGGCCUGGAAGUCUGACUCUAGCGGUGGCGACACUCCGCCAAUCCUCGGUUGUGGCGUCGCUGCAGAUGGCGCAGGAGCAGGAGGAGCAGCAUCUGCUGUCCAGCGGCAGUAGUAUUAAGCCCAAUUUGCCAGACGCUUAGGCUUUCUAGAACUCAAGAAGGGAUGAUCCAAGGCGAAACUUGGGACGCCCACUGUGAUAUUAUGAGUUAAGAUUCGGUGUAAAUUAUUUGUGCUAAUUGGAAACAACUUAGGGAACAUUCUAUGCUUACGUAAUAGUUAACGAUAACGAUAACGCUAGGGGUACAGUUACUUGUAGCGUAUGCAAUGUACAGUUGAGUUGUCCUCUCGAUAAAUACAGGUCGAUAGCUAUGUA
Messenger RNA from Drosophila persimilis, 2570 nucleotides. RefSeq names its product lysosome membrane protein 2. NCBI's taxonomy places the organism in Eukaryota, Metazoa, Arthropoda, Insecta, Diptera, Drosophilidae. The record is from RefSeq and is a predicted model, not a curated record. Gene Ontology annotation, cellular component: membrane; cytoplasm. Gene Ontology annotation, molecular function: scavenger receptor activity. The transcript is spliced from 7 exons. Bases 667 to 2337 code for a protein of 556 amino acids.